Molecule: messenger RNA, 683 nt
Organism: Microtus ochrogaster (prairie vole)
Lineage: Eukaryota; Metazoa; Chordata; Mammalia; Rodentia; Cricetidae
Gene: Rsph1
Product: radial spoke head 1 homolog
Exons: 5
Coding region: 1-444 (147 amino acids)
Biological process (GO): axoneme assembly; spermatid development
Cellular component (GO): motile cilium; nucleus
Source: RefSeq, a predicted model, not a curated record
AUGGCUCUCUGGGCCUGGCAUAGGAAGUGUUUGCCUGUUGGUCCUGGAAAGUACGUGUUUGACAUCGGAUGUGAGCAGCAUGGCGAAUAUCGCCUAACAGAUGUGGAAAGAGGAGAAGAGGAGGAGGAAGAGGAGACAUUAGUGAGUAUCGUUCCAAAAUGGAAAGCUCUCAAAAUCACAGAAUUGGCCCUCUGGACUCCAACCCUCUCUGAGGAACAGCCUCCUGCUGAGGGACCAGGCCAGGAAGAAGCACCGGGAGCUGCUGGUAUGGGUGACGCCUCAGAUGAAACCCAGGGUCUGCCAGAAGGCUUUGAGGGCGAGAUGGAUAUGAGGACCGGCGAGGAAGACAUGGACACGUUCCGGCAGGAGAGUCAAGAGAACGGUUAUGACAUGGACCAGGGAAAUGCAAACUUUGACGAAGAGCAGUCAGACCUCCAGGAGUAAGACGUAGGAGGUGGAGGAACAGGGGCACACCAGUCCGGCCUCAGUUAACUCCGGGCAGCUGGGGCUGGCGCCAACCAGCCAUCAAUCUUUCUCUCCCAGUUAAGUUGUUUUGCAGUUGGAAAUAAAUCUCUCAGUGUUCAGUGUUUGUGAAGGAGCCUCCGCCACAGCUUUUGUGGAUUGGUUUCCAGCUGCUUGUGGGCAUCAUUUCGUGGAGAGGGUGAAGGAUUGUGGACUUCUGG